GCCGUUGGUGGUGUGGCUGCGCAUGCGCCUGGGGGCGACUCGCGGUGCCCGGGGCCGGCGGCACCAUGAUGUGGUUCGGAGGGUCUAUCCCGGCCGCUAUCGCCGCAGCCAAGCAGCGGAGCUCGGUUUUCGUCGUGUUCGUGUCAGGUGAGGAUGAACAGUCUACUGAGAUGGCUGCAAGGUGGGAAGAUGAGAAGGUGUCUGAAGCUGCCGCAGAUGGUUUUGUUGCUAUUAAGAUUGACACCAAAAGUGAAGCAUGCCUGCAGUUUUCUCAAAUUUAUCCUGUAGUGUGCGUUCCAUCCAGUUUUUUUAUAGGAGACAACGGAAUCCCUUUGGAAGUAAUUGCUGGCAGCAUUUCUGUUGAAGAGCUUGUUACAAGAAUCCAUAAAGUUAAACAGAUGCACACAGGAAAAGGGCAGCCUUUGGAAAAUGGAAGUGAAACUUCUGCUCCCUAUCCCUCCUCUCAACCUGAUGGUGCUUCAGAAAAUACACAAUCCAGAGCAGCAGAGUUUUGUGACUCCCCUGUCACAUCUGAGACAAUGAGACCUUCUGCUAGUAACGAUGGAGCAAAUUCAGAUCAAACAAGCCAGGAAGCAACUAAUUCUUCAGAUGAGCAAGUGAGUGAAGCUCAGCCUGUGAAUGAUCUUGCACUCAAAGUAGAAAGAAUAACAAAAAAGCUUGAAGAAAGACGAGAAGAGAAAAGGAAAGAAGAAGAACAGAAAGAAAUUAAGAAAGAAAUUGAACGGAGAAAAACUGGUAAAGAAAUGUUGGAGUACAAAAGGCGACAGGAGGAAGAAUUGACAAAACGUAUGUUAGAGGAAAGGAACAGAGAAAAGGCAGAAGACAGAGCUGCGAGAGAGCGCAUAAGACAACAGAUUGCAAUGGAUCGUGCUGAGAGAGCUGCUCGCUUUGCAAAAUCAAAGGAAGAAGCAGAAGCUGCAAAAGCAGCAGCUCUUCAGGCUAGUCGGGCUGAAAUAGAGGCCAGGAAAGAAGCUGCUCAAAAGGAGCGAAGUGCAAUAGCCAGGAUUCAGUUCCGCCUUCCAGAUGGAUCUUCCUUUACUAACCAGUUCCCAUCUGAAGCACGGCUAGAAGAAGCAAGGCAGUUUGCUGCACAGACGGUUGGUAAUGCUUAUGGUAGUUUUUCACUGGCGACAAUGUUUCCCAGAAGGGAGUUUACCAAAGAAGAUUAUGGAAAGACGUUACUGGAACUAGAGUUAGCACCCAGUGCUUCAGUUGUGUUGCUGCCGGCGGGAAGACCUGCUACUUCUGUGGUUCAGGCGUCAGGCGGUGAUCUCUGGAAGUUCUUGGGCACAAUACUUUAUCCCCUCUUAGCGGUUUGGAGAUUUAUUAGCAACUUCCUGUUUACAAGUCCACCCCCUUCACAGUCUGCCGUGAGAUCAGCUCAUCAGCCAGACCAUCCCAAUCCUUCGGCAUCCAGCAGCACUGAGCAAAGCAGGCAAGCAGUCAGGAAACGAGUACUGGAAAAGCGGGGGGAAGACUUCAAAAAAGAAGGAAAAAUAUAUAGACUGAGGACUCAAGAUGAUGGAGAAGAUGAAAACAAUACUUGGAAUGGAAAUUCUACACAACAAAUGUAGUUUUGAGCAACUGCGGUAAUCACUGUCUGGUUUAGGGUUAUUUUUCCUCUCUCCCCUUAUUGAUCUAAGUCAACUAAAGCUUCAGGUCAAGUGGGGCUAAUUUUACCCUGACUGAGUUUCUUCAUUCUUAUUCCUGCAGUGGAGUACGGAAUAAAGUCACCUAAGUCAGAAAACUGAGUGGAUGUGGCUGAGGCCUAGAAGCAAGAAGCUGGAAAGACUGAAAAUCUCCAUCAGCUUUCAUAAUCAUUAUCCUACUGCCAUAGAAAGGCACUUUUUAAUCUAUAAAUAUUCUGCUGCGUAAAUUUAAGGGACAGAUACAAAGGUCAUGGUACUGACUGAUUCAAAUGAGGGUUUCAGGAGCACUAUAGGUAGUAAAUCAGAUAACUAAUUUAUGUUUAACUUUGUUCUUGCUUCUGCAACUGCAAGCAAAACCUUGUAGUUUUUAAUUCCCAAGCACUCAAUAAACUAUUUUCCAGAAAACA
This is a messenger RNA of Melopsittacus undulatus (budgerigar), 2077 nucleotides long. It is a transcript of the gene UBXN4, whose product is annotated as UBX domain protein 4. Gene Ontology annotation, molecular function: protein binding. The record is from RefSeq and is a predicted model, not a curated record. NCBI's taxonomy places the organism in Eukaryota, Metazoa, Chordata, Aves, Psittaciformes, Psittaculidae. The transcript is spliced from 13 exons. Gene Ontology annotation, cellular component: endoplasmic reticulum. Bases 66 to 1595 code for a protein of 509 amino acids.